AUGAACCAACAUACUGACAAGGAGCUAGAGCUGCAAGCUCCAGAUCCCGCUGCUGCUGCCGUUGCGCCAACCAAUGGCGAACGUCGCGAGGAUGCUGGUUUCGUAACACCGGUCCAGGAUGUUAGCCUAAGCAAGACCAUCGACGAGAAGAUUCCGCCCUUUGCUGCCGACCACAACGUACAGGACGAACAAAAUGCAGUGCUGGCACAGACCCGGAGUCAUGCUACAUCUGCCAGCGUUGCUACCACGAAGCAAAGGAAGCCAUGGUACCAAACCUGGAAUCCAUUGCGCUGGGGUGCGAUCCCCCCCAUUCCCAAAGAGCCCAUCGUCUCGCGCGAAGCCAAGGCAGGGCUCUGGAGUAAACUGACAUUCUCUUGGAUGGGACCCAUCAUGACCGCCGGUUACAAGAGGCCCUUGCAUAAGAACGACAUAUGGACUGUGCAUCCAAGCCGUUCUGCAGAGCCUUUGACGGCCAAGGUGCAAGAGUCAUUCAAGCAGCGUGCAGCUAGAGGCGACAAGUACCCCCUAUUUUGGUCCCUCCACGAAGUUUUCUUCUUCGAGUUCUACUUUGGUGCUGGUGCGGCAGUUCUAGCCGUUAUCCUGCAAUGUGUUGGCCCAUUUGCACUCCGAUUCCUCAUCCAAUUCGCCGCAGAGGCCUGGGUUGCCAACGAACGAGGAGACCCCGCCCCUCCUUUGGCUGAAGGGAUUGGCUGGGCCAUAGGAAUCACAACCAUUCUCAUCCUGCAGAGUCUGGGAAUUGGUCACUUCAUGUACAACGGCAUGAUGGUCGGAGGCCAAAGCCGAGGUGUCCUGAUCGGGCUCAUCUAUGAGAAGGCUAUGGUCAUCUCGUCUCGAGCUAGGGCUGGUGACCAUGCUGAGGCCGACAAGGCGCAGGAGGAGGCCAACAACGACCAGAAAGAUAAGAAAGGGAAGAAGAACAAAAACGAUGUUCCGGUCAGAGACGGCCUUGGCUGGGGGAACGGACGCAUCAUCAACCUCAUGAGUGUGGACACGUACCGUAUCGACCAAGCCAACGGCAAUUUCCACCUAGUCUGGGCUGCGCCACUCGCAGUAUUGAUCACUAUCGCCCUUCUCAUCGUCAAUUUAACAUAUAGCGCUCUUGCUGGUUUUGCUCUCAUUGCUAUUGCAAUGCCGCUCCUUGGCCGUGCUGUUCGGAGCCUUCUCGCCCGCCGCAGCAAUAUCAACCGUAUCACCGAUCAGAGGGUGUCACUCACGCAAGAAAUCCUGCAGGCUGUUCGCUUCGUCAAGUUUUUCGGUUGGGAAAAGGCUUUUAUGGACAGGUUGGGAGAAGUUCGCCGCAAGGAAAUUCGUGCUAUCCAGUAUCUGCUCGCGCUGCGCAAUCUCAUCAAUGCCGUGAGCAUGGCGAUGCCGCUUUUUGCGUCUAUGGUUGCCUUCAUCUGCUUUUCCCUGACCCAGAACACCAUGCCACCCGCUGAAAUAUUCUCGUCGCUAGCGCUUUUCAACACCCUGAGAGUCCCUCUAAACCUGCUGCCUCUGGUCAUCGGCCAGGUUGCUGACGCAUGGGGCUCUAUGGCUAGGGUUCAGGAGUUCCUUCGUGAAGAGGACCAGGAGGAGACUGCCGUUAUGGAUGAUAAGAUCGCACAUGCCGUGGACGUACGAGACGCUUCUUUUACUUGGGAGAGGACUCGCACCCAGGACUUUGAGACUGAUGAUGAAAAGGGCUUGAAAGGCAAAGCGCAGACGGAUGCUAAGAAGUCAACCUCCACAGAAGAAGGCAGCACUCUUCUGAAAGAACGGGAGCCCUUCAAGUUGCACGAUCUCAGCUUCCAGGUCGGCAGAAACGAGCUCGUUGCUGUUAUUGGGAGUGUUGGUAGUGGCAAGAGCUCACUUUUGGCAGCACUCGCCGGCGAUAUGCGUCAAAUGACUGGCCAGGUGACCUUCGGUGCCAGCAAGUCUUUCUGCCCACAAUAUGCAUGGAUUCAGAACGCAACGCUGCAGGAGAACAUCACUAUGGGAGGAGACAUCGAUAAAGAGUGGUAUCGAGAUGUCAUUCAUGCAUGUGCUCUUCAAGCCGAUCUGGACAUGUUGCCUCAUGGCGAUGCCACUGAGAUUGGCGAACGGGGUAUUAAUAUCUCCGGUGGCCAGAAGCAACGUCUCAACAUUGCAAGAGCUAUCUACUUUAAUGCAGAUAUCGUGCUCAUGGAUGAUCCCCUUAGUGCCGUCGACGCCCAUGUUGGCAGGCAUAUUUUCGAUAAUGCAAUCCUUGGGCUCCUCAAAGACAAGUGCAGGAUUUUAGCAACCCAUCAACUCUGGGUUCUGAGACGCUGCGAUCGCAUUAUCUGGAUGGAGAACGGCACCAUUCAAGCCGUUGAUUCCUUUGACCAUCUUUUACAAGGCAAUGCCGCAUUUCGAACUCUAAUGGAGACAACGGAUUCCGACAAGAAGGACCAAGUCGACGCGAACCAAACGCAUGCUGUGGCGCUCAGAGACGAAGACAAGGACAAAGAUGAUAAGGACAAGCAAGCCGCCCUUAUGCAGCAAGAGGAGCGUGCUACUGCGUCUGUGUCUUGGUCAGUCUAUGGGGCCUUCAUCAGAGCAUCGGGGAGUCUUUUCAACUUACCAACCAUCCUGUUCCUGCUGCUGCUAUCCCAGGGAACGAACAUCAUGACCAGUCUCUGGCUAUCCUACUGGACGUCGGGAAAGUUUGGCUUAGCAACGGGAGUCUAUAUAGGCGUCUUUGCUGGGCUGGGAUUCCUUCAAGCGUUGAUGAUGUUUGUCUUCUCCGUCUCUCUGACAGUUCUUGGAACACGAUCCAGCAAGAUCAUGCUCAAACAAGCCAUUUCAAGGGUGCUACGAGCACCUAUGUCAUUCUUUGACACGACCCCGCUAGGCCGUAUCACGAACCGUUUCUCCAGGGACGUGGACGAGAUGGAUAACAAUCUUGCGGAUGCUCUGCGAAUGUACCUCUUCACCAUCGCCAUGAUCACAUCGGCCUUUGGUCUAACUAUUGCUUUCUUCCCAUUCUUCGCUGUGGCCCUCGUGCCACUUUAUAUCAUGUUCAUCUUGUCAGCUGGCUAUUACCGCGAAUCAGCACGCGAAGUCAAGCGUUACGAAUCUGUGCUGCGUUCCAAUGUCUUUGCUAAGUUCAGCGAAGGCCUCACUGGCGUUGCGACGAUUCGCGCCUACGGACUCAAGGACCAUUUCGUUGAGGAUCUGAGGAAGUCUAUUGACGGAAUGAACUCUGCUUACUACCUGACCUUUGCUAACCAGCGGUGGCUGUCUAUCCGGCUCGACACCAUUGGCAAUCUACUGGUCUUUACUGUGGGCAUUCUAGUGGUGACAUCACGGUUCAGCGUGAAUCCCUCCGUUGGCGGUCUUGUGCUCAGCUACAUCUUGGCUAUUGUUCAAAUGCUGCAGUUCUCUGUUCGCCAGUUUGCCGAAGUUGAGAACGGAAUGAAUGCUGUCGAGCGCUUGCAUUACUAUGGCACGAAGCUGGAAGAGGAGGCGCCUGAGCAUACUAUUGAAGUUAGGCCUAGUUGGCCCGAGAAAGGCGAGAUUGUCUUCGACAACGUGGAAAUGCGAUACCGAGAGAACCUCCCUCUUGUGUUGACCGGUCUUAGUAUGCACAUUCAAGGAGGUGAACGGAUUGCUGUGGUAGGCCGCACGGGGGCUGGUAAGAGUUCCAUUAUGAGCACGCUCUUCCGACUGGUGGAGGUCUCUGGUGGCUCUAUAACCAUUGACGGGCUUGAAAUCUCGACAAUUGGAUUGCAUGAUCUGCGUUCACGUCUUGCUAUCAUCCCACAGGAUCCGACGCUCUUCCGUGGAACGGUUCGGAGCAACCUGGACCCGUUCAAUGAGCACACCGAUCUGGAGCUAUGGUCGGCCCUCCGCCAGGCUGACUUGGUGCCUGCGGAGACGAAAGACGUCGACUAUAAGAUGGAUUCGUCCAGGAUUCAUCUCGAUAGUAUCGUUGAAGAAGAGGGCCUUAACUUCUCCCUGGGCCAGCGUCAACUCAUGGCUCUUGCCCGCGCGCUCGUGCGCAAUUGUCAGAUCAUCGUGUGCGACGAGGCAACGUCCUCCGUGGAUAUGGAAACAGACGAUAAGAUUCAGAACUCUAUUGCCACCGGGUUUAGGGGCAAGACCCUUUUGUGUAUCGCCCACCGCCUGCGUACUGUUAUCGGUUACGACCGCAUCUGCGUUAUGAACGCGGGCCGCAUCGCCGAGCUGGACACGCCGCUCAAACUGUGGCGCAAGGACGGCAUUUUCAGAGGCAUGUGUGAUAGGAGUGGGAUUCGCGUGGAGGAUAUCACGAGAGCGAUGGAAGACCUUGCGGCGCUGAGGGAGGCUGAGCCGAGUGACCCCUCGUACUCGGGGGACGAGAAGGAAGAGUGA
Exophiala aquamarina CBS 119918 is the source of this 4374-nucleotide messenger RNA. Its product is annotated as ATPase. The record is from RefSeq and is a predicted model, not a curated record. Gene Ontology annotation, molecular function: ABC-type transporter activity; ATP hydrolysis activity; ATP binding. The coding region runs from base 1 to 4374 and encodes 1457 amino acids. Gene Ontology annotation, cellular component: membrane. The transcript is spliced from 3 exons. Gene Ontology annotation, biological process: transmembrane transport. NCBI's taxonomy places the organism in Eukaryota, Fungi, Ascomycota, Eurotiomycetes, Chaetothyriales, Herpotrichiellaceae.